CUGAUGGCGGUGUCCGCGCUCUACGGGCGUAUUUUGCAAGUACAAAGAACAAAGAUCGAGCAUACGCUAUAUAGGUAUACAUGAGUGUGUAUUGUGUAGGUAUACUUUACAGAGGGCAGCAAAGUUCAACUUUUUGUUUUAAGCUGAAUAUAAAAUUUUGUUUUGAUGAACAUAUACGACUCUUGAUAAAUGAGAGACCUGACACGUGGGUGGUAUAAUCAGUAAUGAUCAGAAUGUCGUAACAAACUGUCAUAAAAGCCGCACGUGCUUACAAAAUUUUAGUUGCGGUUCGGCAUUGCAGGUUAAGUUUAGUUUAAAAAAGUAUUUUCUGUUUUUCCACAAAAUGAUCAAGACAAGUUAUAUCAGUUGUGCUUGCAAUCGGCUGCCCCACACAGCUGAUUGGGGAAGUAAUAAUUUAAUAUGUUACGCUGCCAACAAUGCCGUAGCAAUAUAUGAUCCGGAAGCUAAAAAGUUUGGAUCCGUUCUGUCAACGCUCCAUGCCCACAGUGAUAGAGUGAAUGUAGUGCGAUGGAUUAGACCUAGAUUUUUAAAGGCAGAGACAGAAUUUCUAUCUGCAUCUUCUGAUGGUACUGCCAUUAUUUGGAAUGCUACAGAUUUAAAAGCAGGUUCUUUCAAACCAACAGACAUCCUUCGAAUCAAUGAACCUACGACCAUAUGCGACGCCAUUUAUUUUUCAUCAAAUCCAUCUGAUUUACUCAUAUGCACUGGCUCAAUUGAUGGUGAUUUUAGAUUCUGGUUAAGAGUUGGAGAUCAAGAAAUUGAACCUACACAAAUACUGAAUUUUUCAAAAAAAUUACCCAUUGAAGCAAGAUUAGCUCUUUUGCAAAGUCAACAUGGAGAAAAUCCAAACCCUUUGUUGUUAUUGGCUAUGGAGGAUUCAACAAUUUUAUUAUAUUCAACAACAUGCAAUAAAGUCAAUGAUUCAAAUCAGAAAAAGAUUGGAGACUUUGUUAAAGUACAAACUCUAGUUGGACAUGAAGAUUGGGUUACGUGCAUUGAUUAUUUUUUAACUGAUUCGAAUGAUUUAUUUAUUGCUACUGGUUCUCAAGAUAACACUAUACGUCUAUGGAAAAUCUCAUCUUGUACAAACAAUCAAUCAGCAAUUGAUGAGACUGGAGAACUAAAACAUAAAAAGCAAAACUUUUUUAUUCAUAACAGAGAAUAUGAAAUAAUUUUAGAGAGUAUCCUUAGUGGUCAUGAUGCUUGGAUUUAUGAAGUUCAUUGGCACCCUGCAAUUGAAGUUAAUGGUAGACGUAGUCAACCCAUGAAGCUGCUUUCUUGUUCUUUAGAUAAGUCUGCAAUUAUUUGGGAACCCAGUGGUAGUGCUGGUAUUUGGUCUGAAAUUAUGAGAGUUGGAGAAGUAGGUGGAAAUUCUUCAGGUUUUUACGGAUGCAAAUUUGGACCAAAUGGAAAGAGCAUUUUAACGCAUGGCUAUCAUGGAUCAUUUCAUAUGUGGAAUUAUCAAGAAAAAUCUCAAGGUUGGGUACCAAGAACAGCACCAAGUGGACACUUUGCUGGUGUGGUAGAUCUCUGUUGGGAUCCCAAAGGAAGAUUCUUACUCACUGCAAGUAUUGAUCAGACAACAAGAGUUCAUGCUCCAUGGCCACAGGAAAAUGGAGAAGAAUCUUGGCAUGAAAUUGGAAGACCACAGAUACAUGGCUAUGAUAUGUCUUGUUUAGCCAUGCUCAAACCUUACAUGUUUGCUUCUGGGGCUGAAGAAAAGGUUGUACGUAUUUUUAUUGUUCCACUAACUUUUAAAAAUUAUCUAGAGAGGAUAACAGAUGACGUUGAUGAAUUUAAUGCUGAUACGAUGGCCGAAGGAGCAUCAGUUCCUGCUCUUGGCCUGACCAACAAAGCUGUUCUAGACGACGAACCAAAUGACAUAAAGUCACAGAAUAAUCAAAUAGAAAACUCUAGGAAUAUAAAUUACGAUGAACCUCCUUUAGAAGAAGAAUUAGUUCGAGGAACACUAUGGCCUGAAUUGCAAAAGCUUUAUGGACAUGGUUAUGAAAUAUUUUCAAUGGCAGCAAGACACGAUGGAACUUUGCUUGCUACUUCAUCCAAGUCCACGUCUGCAGAACACGCUGCAAUAAUAUUGUGGAAUACAAAAUCUUGGUCUCAGGCACAAAAAUUAUCAGCGCAUCAAUUAACUGUCACACAGUUGGCUUUCUCACCUAAUGACAAGUAUCUACUUUCUGUUUCAAGAGAUAGGCGGUGGGCUCUUUUCAUUAAUUGUGAAAAUGAAAAGUAUGAAUUGUUAGUUAUUAGUUCUAAGAAGGAUAGUCUUCAUACUCGCAUUAUUUGGUGCUGUGCAUGGACAAAUGAUUCCAAGUACUUUGCUACAGGGUCUAGAGACGGCAAAGUUGGAAUAUGGAGUGCAAACAUUAAUAAGGAUGAGACCCCAUCACCUGUUACUGAUUUGCAUGUAAAUGAUUCUUCAGUUACAGCUUUAGCUUUUGCACCACUCGAGGCGCAGGAUAAAUUUUUCUAUAUUCUUGCUAUCGGUUACGAAAGUGGAUCUAUAGAUGUAAGAAAAAUUCAUCAAAUAGAUAAUCAAGAAUCUUAUGAUUGGGUUCAACUAGCUUUUCUGCAAUCAUCAAGUGCCCAUCAAUCCACUGUAAAAAGACUUGCUUUCCGCCCACAGCAUAAAACCCAGCAGAAAAAUGUUAUACAAUUGGCAAGUUGUGGAUCGGAUAGCGUAGUUAAAAUACACGAUAUAUUGCUAGAAUAAUUUUAUACUGCGCACACAAAUCACAUGAUUCACUUUUUAAAGCUAUAAACAUUUUAUAAAUGAUUUGUAAUAUUUAAUUUGAAAUACAUAAUUUUCAAUUUGUUUCACAAACAUACUUA
Nasonia vitripennis (jewel wasp) is the source of this 2871-nucleotide messenger RNA. RefSeq names its product probable elongator complex protein 2 (gene Elp2). Gene Ontology annotation, cellular component: elongator holoenzyme complex. Bases 344 to 2752 code for a protein of 802 amino acids. Gene Ontology annotation, biological process: tRNA wobble uridine modification. The transcript has 3 exons. Gene Ontology annotation, molecular function: protein binding. The record is from RefSeq and is a predicted model, not a curated record. Lineage: Eukaryota; Metazoa; Arthropoda; Insecta; Hymenoptera; Pteromalidae.